Pecten maximus is the source of this 5090-nucleotide messenger RNA. Its product is annotated as major facilitator superfamily domain-containing protein 4A-like. The record is from RefSeq and is a predicted model, not a curated record. The coding region runs from base 611 to 2353 and encodes 580 amino acids. NCBI's taxonomy places the organism in Eukaryota, Metazoa, Mollusca, Bivalvia, Pectinida, Pectinidae. The transcript is spliced from 11 exons.
AUUGGGACUGCGCUGUGUGCUUGGAACUUAUUGAAAGUUUAUGAAUUAUGUACACGUCUCUGUAAGGUGAGCAUAUAACACACAGGCUCCACCGUGCAUCGCUGAACCUUACAGUCUAUAACGGACACACGCUAUCGAUCUGAACUCACUUUCCACGCUACUCUGAAUCGGGGUAGUUCGGUCACUGUGUGUAUAUAACUCGCUAUUGUGUAUUGGUGGGAGAAAGGAAGAUCGGUGUACACACAAUCGGUAAUUUCCUACAGGAGCAGGGAUAAUUGUCUACAUGUGUUUUGUGUUUACAAACAAAGGCUAUAUAGAUAUAGAUAUAUAGCGCUGCGUUAAAUGUGUCCUCGCUAUUAUCUACAAGUCUUUGUAUCCGGAGCCAACUACGAAAAAUAUCAACUCAAAGAAGUUUAAGACAAUAUAAAACUUGGGAAAGUACUCACAUAAUUGCGUUUGGAAUAGAAACACUGAAUCGACUUUAUUAUGUCGCAAUAUAGUUAAAGUCAAUACCAGGUAAGCGACACUCGAAUUGUCGAAUGGAAAUCACGUGCACCGUUUGUAUAUUAUGACAAGCGUUCAAACAUAGGGGUUUUAAAACUUUAGCAGUAUGUCCGAAAUGGAGGACAGAGCCGAUAUCAUACAACGGGUGUCCGUUCAGGACAAGGAUAAACGGAAUGGGGUCCAUCCUGAAGUCCCUCCCUUGUGGGUCCCGGAAGAUAGGGACAGGAUCAGAUUCUGGGACCUGUUUAAAGACAACUGGAUUUCCGUGGUCACCGACUGUCUCGUGUUCGGGAGUUUUGGGAUGGGGGUGGCAUUUCUGGGGCCUACCCUAUUCGAUUUAGGCUGCCAAACCAAGUCGGAUCUUAAGGAAAUGAACUGGGUGUUUUUCGUACAACUUUUAAUGACACUUGUGGGAUCUAUAUCAGCUGGGUGCUUGGCCGACAGGGCUGUGCCAGUUCACGUGCUCAUGUUGGUUGGAAUGGUCGGUCUCCCGAUUACAAUGUUCAUUAUCCCGGCCUGUUCGGAGUUCGCUGGUCUGCUGAUUGACCUCAUGUUAAUGGGAUGGUGUAUGGGCUGUAUUGACUGUGUUGCCAAUUUGAGAAUGAUCAGGCGAUUCGAGACAAAUGUGGCGCCUUUCUUACAGGCGAUGCAUUUCUUUUAUGGCCUGGGUGCUUUUGUGAGUCCUAUGAUUGCAGCGCCUUUCAUAUUGAACGUGGACUGUUCGAAAUACAUUGACGGCGUGACGCUGAAACCUCCGGUCACGGGAGCAGUUGAAAAUAUGACGUCAGUUCCGCCAAAUCCCCCGCGUUUGUCUCGUGCCAUCAAUUUGAGUAAUUCCAAAACUGCUUUCCUGAUUUUAGGUUCAAUUCAGCUAGUUAUUACGAUAAUCGUGGUGCUGGUGGUUGUACUGGAGAAACAGAGAUUUAUUGGGACCGGUGCUGCCCUCUCUCAGUCAAACAGUGCUAGAUCACUGCAUUCAGUCUCGUCAGACAAAGACCUCAACGACAUUUCCGGGGAGGGAGUGAUCGAGAGAUGCUUCUACUGUGGUACUCGAGAGAUGUUGCUUGUGACGUCAAUCACCUCCAUUUUGUUAUUUAUAUUCGACGGUUUGCAGUCAUCAUAUGCAGACUAUAUUUAUUCCUAUUCGGAAAAGAAUGUGAGUGGUCUUAAAAAGGGAGAAGGGGCCGUUUUAAACGCCUGUUUUUGGGGCCUGUUUGCCUUGGGGCGACUUUUAUCCAUCGGAAUAGCCACACGGUUUACUCCCGCAUUCAUGCUGCUUUGUAAUAUAAUAGGAUCUGGUAUCGCCUUACUACUGACGUUGAUAUGCCGGACAGACCACACCGUCGUAUACGUGGGCACGUGCAUCAUUGGCCUAUUCAUCAGUAGUAUGUCACCAUCGUGCAUGUCAAUGGCGGAGCAAUAUAUCAAAAUUACCCCAUCCGUUGCCUCUUGCCUGGUGGUAUGUGCAGCCUUGGGGGAGACUCUAUGUCCAGUCAUUGUAGGAAAUCUGUUUGUGUCGUUCGGACCGCCCAGUUUCCUGGUAUUUUGUUUGGUCAUCGUGUCAAUCGCCAUGUUGUUUUACUGGGGACUAUAUGCGAUAGGACGCGGCACACAUAAGUAUCAAGAACAUGGCAUGGAGUCUUUCCUGUGGAUGCCGGGAUACAAAAAGCGUAAAGGAGGGGAGACAACUCUCAUCAAACCGGCCGCAGUUAAAUACUACUCACACAUGGCAGAGGAUGGAGUACCGGAAGGUACGGAUAAGAUGGAGCUGGACCCCUUCACGAGGCCACCUACAGACUAUGACACCAGGAGUUAUCUCCCCGACACGACCAGGAACGCCAUGCACUGAUAUACAUGUAUCUACAGCAGAACUUGUAGUGAAAAACAUUCCAAACUGAACAUAUUUCAUUGCAUUGGUUUGUUCAAGCAUCGUUUCUAAAAUUAAUUUUAAUUGAUGAGCUAUUCUUCACUAAAAGAAAUUCUGUUUUAAUGCCUGGAAGAAUUUAGAAGCUGCUAUAACGUGUCAAUUUAGCAAUACGCUUUUUAUCAGAUGUAUGAAAAAUAGCUUGAUUUUGAGACAUUGUUAUUGUUGCUAAGUGUGAAAAUAUAGGAUGUUAUUCUAUUGUUAAAAUAUAAUUGUUAUGAUUGGAAUAUUUAGGUAUUUUGCUAGGAUUGUUCCAACAGUUAUACUAGAGUUAUCCCCCUUUGUUCUUGCCUCUCUUUCAGAAUAACAAAAUAAGUUCUAUGUAUAUUAAAGAGACGGUUUGUUGAUUUUCUGUGAUAUUUUAUUUUAUCAAGUUUCUUUUAUUAUAUACUGUUAAUCACUAUUUUUGGCGUAUAUGUUAUUUUCUUCACGAACAUAACUUCAAAGCUUUAUUUGCGAGAACUGGAAUUCGGGAUGGAUUGAUAAGAUUGUAUUUCAAAUUUAAUGACGAUCUGAUAACAACAAUAAAGAAAGAUAUUUGGAUGGGUCCUCAUUUUAACUCAAAUAUUAUUUUCUAGCGUGAGUAGAGUGAUUUACAUACUGCUUUUAUUUUACAAUUGGUACUCGCUGAUACCGACAAAAUGAUUGAUAGAAUUGCUGUAUAGCAAGUAUGUCGAUGUUCAUUAUGAUGUUUGAAUCUCUGGACGUUGUCGUUGAUGGAUUAAUUAGAGUGCAAUUAAUCACAUAUCUUGUUUGCAGUGUAAUUAUAUACAAUUUAUCAAUUAUGAAUAGCUGUGCAUUCUCAUUUAAGUCGUGACGUCAUAACUGCAUGACGUCACAUCUUUUAUGACGUUAUCAGAAAGAGAUGAAUAUAAAGAGGACAUCGGUAUUUUAUGUUUUUAUUAUGCAUCAUAGCUGAUAAAGAUUGAUAAAAUAUGCUUGUUUACAAGAUAUUUUGUUUUUUGAAAUUACCAGAAUUGUACAUCCGUUUCUGUUAAAAUUUCUGAAACUUGUCUAAACUGUUUCAUUUUACAAAAUGUAUAUCAUAAGAAGCUCGGUAAAAGGAAUAUUGGUUUUUAUAUAUUGUAUGCAACUAAAAUGAAAUGGAAACUCGUGUAAAAACUAAGUACUUUUAUUCUAUAUGUGUGCUAUGAUGGUUGGAGGAUAAAGAAUUUGACAUAUAAGGAACAGUUUUACGGAGAACUACACAGCUUCAUCAUACAGCUGUUGACACAAUUGCCCGGUCUGGUGAAGAGAUAUCGCCGACUAAGCACAACACCUAAACUAUUAACUGGUAUAUGAAACACUACAGAUUAAAUAAUACGCUUACAACUUGAUUAAAAUAAAGUACUGUAUGUAUUGCUUAUAUGUUUGUUUGAUAUUUUAAAUGACUGUAUCAUACUGAAAUUAUAAGGAGAAGGCUGACAAAGGCUUUGCCUGAUGCCCUAUCCUUUUUGCAAGACAAUUUGUUAAAAUGUGGAAUGGAAAGAUAUGAAAAUAUAGCACUUGAGUCGAGAAUGAAGGGACAGAGUUUUUACUGUUACUUGUGUGUGCUACAAAGGGUCGCUGUUUUAUUUAUUGAGUUUGUUAUGAAGUGACAGAUAGAUAUUUGUUGUUUUGUGUGUGUGUCAGUUGGUUGGCAAUAAUUCCAAUAUACAAUGUAUAAAAAGUACAUCCGUAGAACUCACGUGUCUUGCUUGGCUAUCUGUUUUCUUGUCGUAUGAUGUCUUGUUGAACUAUGACGAUUUUCGCUUUUGUUAACAAAAUAUCAUUUUAUCAUUUAUAACAAAUUUUAUGACGAAAACGACAUUAAGACUUUUUUUUCAAUUUAAAACAAAAUGUUAUGUGUUAUAAAUCAUUGUUAUGUGGACCAAUUGCUUAAAAAUGUGCACGAACAUGUUCUGUAACAAAGAACUCUGCAUUUUUAUUAUGCUUUGGCUUUUCGCAUCAUUUUUCAAAAAUAUUAGAAGUAAUUAUAAAACCAGUUUAUCGCUAUAACAAUACACUCUGAUACUAACGUUAAGUUAUCAUUAGUUAUUAACGCAAUAUUACAAGUGUAUCCUUAGAAUUCUGUAAACGUGAUAAAAUUUUGGUGCAUCAACAACUAGCAAUAGAUUCACAAAUUAAUGAAUUAUUGCAUCCACAAAUUGAUUAGCAUGCCAAACUGUAAUUAGUACAAUGCUUUAACACCGAAGGCGCUUAAAUUAGUAUUUUCGUAUAUCACAAGUUUUGUUAUAUAACAAAUUGGAAAGUUGAAAAUCUUGCAAAGUUAUGUUUAACUUCGUUGAAAUAUUGUGCUGAAAAUAUGAAAUAUUGAACUGAAAAUAUUCCAUUAAUGCAUUAUUCUCUUAUUUCUAAAAUUAGUUUCUCAAAAUUUCCUUUGUUUUUUUUUUAAACUUUGAUAUUUCUUUAUCUCCAUAAACUACAAUAAUGUAUCUAGUUUCCAUUUCAUUGUUCCAAGCUUGUAAUAGUUUCAGGUUUCCCACCUUAUCAGUACGAUUUUAAGUUUAAAAGAUAGACAAUGUCUGUUGUACCAUUCAAUGUUUCCAUUUUACUACAACAAUGCUCCAUUGAUGGAUUUCAACGUCGUGUGAUGCCAUCGUAAUUAUUUAUUUAUGAAGUCUUUCACUUUCUGCAUCGAAUAAAUUCAUGACGUCAUCAA